This is a messenger RNA of Thalassophryne amazonica, 3163 nucleotides long. Its product is annotated as cadherin-6-like. Lineage: Eukaryota; Metazoa; Chordata; Actinopteri; Batrachoidiformes; Batrachoididae. Gene Ontology annotation, molecular function: cadherin binding; calcium ion binding. Gene Ontology annotation, biological process: cell-cell junction assembly; adherens junction organization; multicellular organism development. Gene Ontology annotation, cellular component: catenin complex; adherens junction; plasma membrane. The record is from RefSeq and is a predicted model, not a curated record.
GAUUUCCUCCUCUUUUGGCUGUGGUGAAUGGCAGCCAGUGGGAGGGUUGCGUCCCCUCAGCCUCGCUGACAUCCACAGCGAGAAGUGAUGCAGCGCGACUGAGACGCGCAGUUGAGGUGGAACAACGGGCAAAAAAAAAAAAAAAGCUGCGGCGAUCGGAUACACUUGUCUCCUCCAGUUUGGAGAGCUCCUCCACGAUUAAACUUCCAUCACCAGGUGUUGGUUGCUGCCCUGUGUGAAACUGAGGACCAUUUUCUGCUUCACUAGAUUACAGCAUGAAGCCUGACCCAGUUCUCUGACUAAAGACCGACGGCUGGACGCAGACCACUGAGGGCACAGAAGAUUGAAGCUUGAGGUGGCGUGGCCAUGGAUAGACGGAAAGCAUGCGUCCUGAUGGUGCUGUGGACCCUGGCCAACCUCAGCUCUCCGGGGUCUGGGCUCAGGGCACUGCGAAGGACUACAGGGGGGAGGAGGGGUUCCUCAGGGUUGACAGGAGAGGAUGCCAAUGGAGUACCACUCAGGCGCUCCAAACGAGGUUGGAUGUGGAACCAGUUCUUUUUGCUAGAAGAGUACACUGGGACAGACAUGCAGUAUGUUGGAAAGCUUCACUCCGAUUCAGACAGAGGAGACGGAAGUGUGAGGUACGUUCUCACUGGGGAGGGAGCGGGGACUCUCUUCAAGAUCGAUGAGAAAUCAGGGGACAUCCACGCCACCAAAAGGCUGGACCGAGAGGAGAAAGCCUACUAUAUCCUCCACGCCAAAGCUGUCAACAGCUUCACCAAUGAGGCACUGGAGGGCGAAUCCGAGUUCAUCAUCAAGAUCCACGACAUCAACGACAAUGAGCCGCGAUUCACCAAAGACCCCUACAUGGCUUGGGUCCCCGAGAUGUCAGACAUCGGCACCUCGGUAAUUCAGGUGACAGCUACCGACGCAGAUGAUGCCACAUAUGGGAACAGCGCCAGAGUAGUGUACAGCAUCCUGGAGGGUCAACCGUACUUCUCUGUGGACCCAGAAACCGGCCUGAUCAAGACGGCCCUGCCCGGGAUGAACAGAGAGAUCAAGGAGAACUACCAGGUUGUGAUCCAGGCUAAAGACAUGGCCGGACAGAUGGGCGGCCUUUCAGGAACCACGACGGUCAGCAUCACGCUGUCGGACGUGAACGACAACCCACCGCGCUUCACCAAGACCCUCUACGAGUUUAGGGUUCCCGAGUCUACGGAGUUGGGCUCUGCGGUGGGAGUGAUUCGAGCUAUGGACGCCGACAUCAGCGAGAACGCCGAAAUGGACUACAGGAUCAUUGGGAGCGACGGCCCCGGCAUGUUUGACAUCUCCACCAAUAGGAGCUCGCAGGAGGGCGUCGUCACACUGAGGAAGCCUCUAGACUUUGAGAGGAAGCGACAGUACAAUCUGCGCAUUCAAGUGGAAAACGUCCACAUCAACCCUCGCUUCUUUUCCAUGGGCCCCUUCAGAGAUGAAGCCACCAUCAAGAUCAUUGUGGAGGACAUGGACGAGCCACCGAUGUUUGAGCGUGCCAGCUACAUCAUGGAAGUCAAAGAAGACGCAGCCAGGAACACAGUCAUCGGGUCUGUCAGCGCGUCAGAUCCUGAUGACAAACGCAGUCCUGUUAGAUACUCCAUUGAUCGGCGUACAGACAUGGACAGAGUGUUCAACAUCCAUGCAGGUAACGGGUCAGUGUUCAUCCUCAGGGAGCUGGACAGAGAGGAGAACGCCUGGCACAACAUCUCCAUCAUCGCCACAGAGUUCAACAACCCGCGACAGAUCAGCCGCGUGCCCGUGUACAUCAGAGUGCUGGACGUCAAUGAUAACGCACCAACGUUUGCCACCAAUUACGAGACGUUUGUGUGUGAAAACGCUAAAGCAAAUCAGAGGAUCCACACAGUGAGUGCCAUGGAUCCCGAUGAGCCUCUCGGGGGUCAUCGGUUCUUCUUCAGCCUUGCACAGGAGGCUGCUGGGAAGGCAAACUUCUCGGUCCGUGACAACAAAGACAACACGGCCUGGAUCCUGACGCGGCGCAACAGCUACAGCAGCCUGCAGAAGAGCGUGUACCACGUGCCCGUGGUCAUUUCGGACGGAGAGUUCCCCAUGCAGAGCAGCACCAACACGCUAACCGUCAAAGUCUGCACCUGCGACCGCGAAGGCAAGAUGAAGCUGUGUAAUGCUGAGGCGUUGACGGCGAGGGCAGGGCUCAGCACAGGGGCGCUGGUGGCCAUCUUACUUUGCGUCAUCAUUCUGCUCAUGAUUGUGGUGCUGUUUGCAUCCUUGAGGAGACAGAGGAAGAAGGAGCCUCUGAUCAUCUCUAAAGAGGACGUCAGAGACAACGUCGUCAGCUACAACGACGAGGGGGGAGAGGAAGAUACGCAGGCCUUUGAUAGCACGCUUCGAAAUCCAGAGGCCAUAGAGGAGAGCAAGCAGCGGCGUGACAUCGUCCCCGAGACCUUCUACCCACCCGUCCGACGGCCCGUCCUCCCGCCUACUCGGGACAAUAACGGGGAUGUGAGGGACUUCAUCACCCAGAGGCUCCAGGACAACGACAGCGACCCCACAGCGCCGCCGUACGACUCCCUGGCCACCUACGCCUACGAGGGCAACGGCUCCGUGGCGGAGUCCCUCAGCUCGCUGGAUUCGGUGACCACCGAUGGCGAUCAGGACUACAACUACCUGAGUGAAUGGGGACCGCGGUUUAAGAAACUCGCAGACAUGUACGGGUGCGACGACAGCGACAGAGAUUCCUAACGAGAACCCAGGCGCACAGAAGCAAGAAACGACCUGGAAAUUAAACAGCGAUGUUAACUUUUGGGGAAAAUCUGGUGCAGAAGUGGCACGAGGAACAGAGAAAACAGUUUUUUUGUUUUUUUUAAAACCGCCACUGAUCGCUGCUCAUUUGUCCCUUCAGUGAACAAACGUAGGCUUUGUGUGUCCAGUGUUAGUCACAUUUUGGGGAGGGCACAGUGAUAAGAGACUGUUUGUUGAGACUUUUUUUUUUCCUCUCUGUGUAUACGAGGUGCUCUGAACACCUGAAUAUAUCUACACUGAAUUUUUUUGUUUGUUUGUUUCCUCCAAAGCUGCCUCUGAUGGACAUGAGCAGUUUCGACAACCAACAGAUAUGCCUAUGUAUUUUUCAGUGUUCCGGGGACAAUUACAA